This is a messenger RNA of Anopheles nili, 4150 nucleotides long. Its product is annotated as nephrin-like. Bases 1 to 4119 code for a protein of 1372 amino acids. NCBI's taxonomy places the organism in Eukaryota, Metazoa, Arthropoda, Insecta, Diptera, Culicidae. The record is from RefSeq and is a predicted model, not a curated record. Gene Ontology annotation, molecular function: protein binding. The transcript has 22 exons.
AUGAAUGUAAUCCCGAUGCUGGUGUGCAACGCUCAGCAAAAGUUCCGCAUCGUGCCGAGGGAUCUGCAGGUGCUGGAGGGCACCGAGGCGUUGCUUCGCUGCGAGAUCUACAAUCUAGUCGGUGCCGUACAGUGGACAAAGGACGGCUUCGCAUUGGGAUUUUCCCACACCAUCCCCGGCUACCCGCGGUAUUCGGUGCUGGCCGAUCGGAAUCUCGGCAUCUACAACCUGCGAAUAUCGAACGCAUCGAUCGAGGACGAUGCGGAGUACCAGUGUCAGGUCGGGCCGGCCAAAUUCAACACCGCUAUCCGGGCGAACGCUCGGUUGACCGUGAUAUCUCCACCAUCGUCGAUCGAAAUCCAGGGCUACAACCGUAACGCCAAGGUGGAAGUCCGCGAAGGCCAGGACCUGACGCUGACCUGCGUGGUGUCGAACGCAAAACCCGUCGCCCAGAUCGUGUGGUAUCGCGGCAAAGCGGAGUACAAAUCGGAUACGAUCGAGAACAAGAUGACGGAAACGGAGGGCAAACGGUACACGGUGUCCUCGCAGCUGCGAAUCAAACCGACCGCCGAGGAUGACUACAUGGAGUACACCUGCCAGGCGAAGCACAAAGCCCUGCAACCGGACCGACCGAUGCAGACAAAAGUGCAGCUUUCGGUGUUGUAUCCACCUGGGGAGCCACAGAUCGAGGGCUACUCGGCUGGUGAGGUCCUUCGGCGUGGUCAGAACGUGGAGCUGAUCUGUCGUAGUCGUGGCGGCAACCCACCAGCUCAGCUGAUCUGGUACAAGAAUGACGUGCAGGUUCGCAUGGCUUACCGGACGACGGAUCGACUAUCAGAGAACAUCUACUCGUUCGUGGCCGAAGAAGGCGACAAUAAGGCUCGGUUGCGUUGUGAAGCCAACAACAUUAUGAUCUCGGCUCCGCUUAAAACCGAACUAACGCUCAGCGUAUUGUUCGCACCCACUCAGGUCAUCAUUUCCGGUGCCUCGGAAGCUCGCACAGGAGAUGUCGUGGCGUUGCAAUGCCAGACGGCUCCUUCGAACCCACCGGCGGAAAUCAAAUGGAGCGUCAAUGGGCAUCACAUGAAGAACACCACCUCAAGGACGAUCGAGAAUCCCGAUGGAGGAUGGAUCACGAUGUCCAACAUUUCCGUACCGGUGGAACCGAACAAACGCUCGAUGGUGGUGAUUUGCCACGGGCUCAACAUGCAGCUGACGGAGAACGUCAUCGCUACACACACGGUUAACGUGCUGCUUCCCCCAAGCCAACCGAUCAUAACGGGCUACACCGAGGGUACGAUAAUAGCGGCCGGAUCCGUGCAACGACUCCAGUGCACCUCAACCGGUGGCAAUCCACUGGCCACGCUGACCUGGUACAAGAACGACAAAAAGUUAAACGCACCCACAAAGUCGACGGAUAAAUCCGUCUCCUCGGAGCUCUCGAUACUGGUUAACGCGACGGAUAACCAGGCGAAGUACCGCUGCGAGGCGCACAACUCAGCCACCGAAAUACCCAUGUCGGCCAGCAGGACUCUCGCGGUGAACUUCCCGCCCGAGACGGUGAAAAUCAAAAUCAUCCCACCGGAGCUUAAGCCCGGCAUCGAGGCGACGCUGAUCUGUGAUUCGAGCUCCAGUAAUCCUCCCGCAACGAUUUCGUGGUGGCGCGAUGGUAUCGCUGUUGACGGAAUGAACAACUCGUCGAAACCGGGCCUGUGGGGUGGCUACGUGUCCUCGCUGGAGCUGAAGGUGAACAUCAGCCAGGACAUGGACGGGAAUGUGUACACGUGCCAGAGCGCCAACGAAGCGCUACAACGCAACGUGCACGAAGCCAUCAAGCUGCAGGUGCUAUAUCCACCUAAAUUUAAGCCACCUCCAUCGUCGACCGUCGUCGGUGCGGAAGGAGAACCACUGACCGUCGCGAUGGUUGCCACCGGGAACCCGAUGUCCAUCUCGUACACGUGGACGAAGGAUGGCCUUCCGAUCCUUUCAACUGCAGCGGCCCAGCGGAUCGUGUCCGAGGGACCAAUCCUGAACAUCACCCGGCUCAACCGUAACGAUACCGGCAUCUACACUUGCGAGGCUGUCAACUCCCAAGGGUCGGCGAUGAUUAAUAUUUCCGUCGUAGUUGAGUAUGGCGCUUCUAUUCAGUCGAUUUCGGAAAACGUUACCGUGAGCCCAGGCGAGGAAGCAAUGUUGUCCUGCACCGUCGAAGGCAAACCCCUGACGGAGGAACACAUCCGAUGGGAGCGCAUCGGGUACGAUAUGACCAUCAAAACUUCGACCACCUUCGCGAAUGGGACGAGCUAUCUGCACGUGAAAAACGCUCGCCGUGAGGACGUCGGCAACUUCCGGUGUAUCGCCGACAAUCGCGUCGCAAAUCCAACCAGCCGCGAUGUGCUGCUGAUCGUGAAGUUUGCACCGGAAAUCGACAAAUCCCCGGUGAUGCUUCGAGCGGCGGCCGGUUUCAGUGAACGUGCUCGAUUACCGUGCCGUGCUCAGGCCGCACCAAGGCCAAAAUUCUACUGGUCCCGCUCCGGGCAGGUGCUGAACGUGAACCAAUCGGCAAAGUUCUACGUCGAGUACAAGCAGAUCGACGCGUUAACGUACGAAUCGACGCUGAUCGUCGAACGUGUGGCGGCCAAUGACUACGGUCUGUACGAGUGCAUCGCGCGCAAUGAGCUUGGUAAUGUGAAGGAAAAGGUUCGGUUGGAUGUAACCUCACCACCGGAUCCACCGGUGAGCCUGAACGUGCUGAAUGUCACGCACGAUUCGGUGACGCUUGCCUGGACGCCCGGCUUUGAUGGUGGCAUGAAGGCGAACUAUCGCAUCCGGUAUCGCGAGGUGAACAGCGAUCGCUACUGGUACGAGGAUAGUCAACCAAACUCGUACAAACUCACGAUCGGUGGCUUGCGCAUGAACACGCUGUACGUUUUCUCGAUCAUGGCAUCGAAUGGGCUCGGUUCGAGCCGCUAUCUACCGGAUGUGACGCGUGCACACACUAAAGACACGCCACCAUCACAACCAGCAUCAUCGUUGGGUAGUAAACCGGCCACAUCACAGGCGGGCGGUGGUUCGAUCGGCGCUUCCGGCAUCGUGCUGCUAAUAGGCGUUGCGGCCGGAAUCUGUCUCGUGCUGCUCAACAUCAUCCUGAUUGGGUGCUGCAUUCACCGGCGCACCGUUCACAAGCGCAUCAAGCGGGGCGAAACGCUGUCUAGUGUCUCGGAAAAGAGUGACGCUUACUCAACCGACGCUAAUCGUCCCGACUACACGGAUGACACUACCAGCAAAUCCGCUUCGACAUAUCUCGUGGAAAAUGGGGACAUGCCGCCGCCUCGCUACCAGAAGGAAGGCACUCUUCCCCCGUACCCUAACAAUAUCAAUGGAGCCUACGCCCGGACUUUGCCCCAUCCGCGGCACAACCCAGUGAACUAUCAGCAGCGCAGCCACGACGAUCAGAUGAUCGAACGGAGUAGCUACGUGACUGCUCCUUCGCCAGGACCACCGUUUGAUGGGUCGUAUUACAACAUGAACAGCGAUCGCUACCUAUCCUAUCCACCCAUGCAGGAUUAUUCGGCGAUGGAGAUGUCGACACCACCGCCACCGAUCAUACCGGCAUUGCCUAAAAACACUGGCACGCUAACACGCACGACUCGCCCGAUGGUGCCACCACCAGAUGUGACCUAUCACGCGCAAUCGGUGGUUAACGAGAGCUCCUCAUCACCGCAGCACAUGAGCAGUAGUCUUAGUGGCGCCAUCAUCGGUACUCUUGGGCCCGGUCAAGCUCCAGUACCAGCUCCCAAACCUCUGCAGGGCAUCCUAAAGGACCCGAAGCGUAACAGCAGCGCAAGCAACAGCAGCCAACACCAACAGCUACAACACGGGACGCAACUGAUCGCGGUGCAAAAUCCUUCACCGGUGCCACUCGGGCUUCCGAUCGUGGGUAGUACGUUUUUGGGAGCGGCCACUGGUGGCACGUCGACAGCAGGUGGACAGCCUGGAGGUCAUGGUAGCAGCCUCGGAAAUAGUCUGCUGAUCGGUACGUACGAUCCUAGCAGCACGAAUUUAAGCUCGUUUAACGCGUCGUUCGGGUUCACGGAUGCUGACGGGCACCUGGUGUAAAAAGGGGCCAAAGGUCCUGCGCAUCCUUGCC